UAAAUUUUAAUUAAAUCAAGAUAAAAAUUAAAAAUUUAAGAUUUCCGACGUUGACCUUUUUCUCCGGGUUUGUGUGAUUUGAAACUUCCUACCCUAUUUGUGUCAUCAUAUCUUUGAAAAUCCUAUUCUAACUUGAUGACUUGAAUGGAAAUGCAUUUUCCAUUAUAAUAAUUGUACCUAACCCAUUCAUUCGAUCGCACCACGCGAUGCAUCAGCCUUGUCAGUGGCAAUCUAUAUUAUCUUCAGUUGUACAUCGAAGCUUGGAGCAGCAUGAAACGUUACCGCCAACCGUUCCCCGUACUGAGUGUGCUGAUGGUGCUGGGGGCAACGUGGACGCCCGUUCAGGUUUAUGGUCAAAUCGGAUUUCCCGAUUCGCCCAGUCCCGGGGCAGGUGGUGGUGGUGGUGGAGAUUUGACGAGGCAAUUGGCGACAAAUGUGAGCACAGGCAUUAUCACCGGAAUUCUAAAUGGCACUGUUCCGUUGCAAACUGUGCUUCCCCUGCCGCCUUUAAACAGCACCAAUCAAACCUGCGUAUGUGUUCCGACUGGACGCUGUACCACCACUACGGUACCAACAGAUGGAUCUGGCAUGAUCGAUGUCCGCAUUGUAACGUCUCAAACCAGCAGCCCCGUUAGUCCAACCCCCAAUAUUGUGACUCCUGCCACCUGUGCUGCUGGGCUAGAUCGGUGCUGUUAUGCAGGUCCCUUCCAGUGUGGGAUGCAGUAUCCAGCGGUAGCUGCUGCAAAGGCUCCCGCAGCUGGUCAAGCAUACUAUGGAGAGUACCCGUGGCAAGCGGUAUUGUUAGGACCCGGCGAUAUAUAUGUGGGCUCAGGUGCCCUCGUCGACCCAUUGAAUGUUAUUACAGCCGCUCACAGAAUUACUGAAUAUGUGGGCGGUUCAAAAGUGCUCAGAGUGCGCAUGGGCGAGUGGGAUGCUUCGGCCGCAUCGGAACCAUUUGCGGCUCUAGAAUACACCGUUACCAAGUUCUUUGUCCAUCCCAGCUACAAUGCCGCUAAUCUUCAGAACGACAUAGCAAUGCUGAGGCUUUCGGCAGUGGUUCCCUUGGGAGUUACGCCUACGAUAACUACGGCAUGCCUACCGGCGACAGCGUUUGUCGGAACAUCUUGCUGGGUAUCCGGAUGGGGAAAGAACGACUUUGUCAGUGGAUCCUAUCAAGCUAUUCAGAAAAAGGUGGAUGUCACUAUCAGAUCUGCCGCUGAUUGCCAAACAGCUCUUCGAACAACGCGGCUAGGAUCAGCGUUCGUACUGGACGCGACCAGCUUUGUAUGUGCUGGCGGUGAAGCCGGCAAAGAUGCCUGUACUGGAGACGGAGGAUCCCCAUUGGUGUGCGCCUUAGGUGGGCGUUAUUUCGUGGUGGGAUUAGUUGCAUGGGGCAUUGGCUGCGGCACUUCAAAUAUUCCUGGCGUUUAUGUUAAUGUUGCCUCUUAUGUACCGUGGAUUACAAGUACUAUAAGUUUACCCUGAAUAUUUUAUUUAAACAUGCGAUAACUAUUCAAAAGUGAU
Molecule: messenger RNA, 1524 nt
Organism: Aedes albopictus (Asian tiger mosquito)
Lineage: Eukaryota; Metazoa; Arthropoda; Insecta; Diptera; Culicidae
Product: phenoloxidase-activating factor 2
Exons: 5
Coding region: 271-1485 (404 amino acids)
Biological process (GO): proteolysis
Molecular function (GO): serine-type endopeptidase activity
Source: RefSeq, a predicted model, not a curated record